This is a messenger RNA of Ziziphus jujuba (common jujube), 3549 nucleotides long. Its product is annotated as probable serine/threonine-protein kinase SIS8. NCBI's taxonomy places the organism in Eukaryota, Viridiplantae, Streptophyta, Magnoliopsida, Rosales, Rhamnaceae. The coding region runs from base 250 to 3105 and encodes 951 amino acids. Gene Ontology annotation, molecular function: ATP binding; protein kinase activity. The transcript is spliced from 13 exons. Gene Ontology annotation, biological process: protein phosphorylation. The record is from RefSeq and is a predicted model, not a curated record.
AAAUUGUCGAUUUAUUUAUUUUAUUGUUUUGGGUUAUAGAGCGUAAUGGAGGGAAUGGUUGAGCGGUUAAUUUAAGUCUCUCAAGUGGUGGUAGCUUGACGAAGAGGGUGCGCAGGUUAAGCGAAUCUGCUUUGUAGGCUUGGUGGGCGCUGUUUAAGACAGUAGAGAGAGAGAGAGAGAGAGAGAGAGAGAGAGAGAGAUAGAGAGAAGGGGGGAGUCUGAUAUCAUCACUUUGAGUAUUGAUGAUCCAUGUCGAAAAUGAAGCAUCUACUGAGGAAGCUUCACAUCGGCGGGGGUUUCAAUGACCCCCAAAGAUUGGGCGACGCCCGACCCGUAACUAGCCCGAAUUCGAAUCAUCCCGAUCCGUCCACCUCUUCUACGGCCUCGUCGUUGUCGUCGGCCUCGACUUCCAGCUCCACUACAAUGGCGGGAAUUGCGACUGUUGAAUCUGUUGCCGAUCGUUUGGGUGGGGAUAGUAGUGGUGGUGGCGUGGAUUUCAAUUUUUUGGAGGAGGAGUUUCAGGUGCAGUUGGCCAUGGCGAUUAGCGCUUCGGAUCCCGAUGCGCGCGACGACCCCGAGUCCGCUCAGAUCGACGCCGCUAAGCGGAUUAGCCUGGGUUGCUCUGCUGCUGUCACCGACAGCCCAGCCCUUGUUGAUUUUCUUUCGCUUCGAUACUGGAACUAUAAUGUUGUAAAUUAUGAUGAAAAGGUGGUGGAUGGUUUUUAUGACGUAUAUGGUGUUACAUCAGAUUCACUUGCACAAGGGAAGAUGCCAUUAUUGGUUGAUCUUCAAGCAAUAUCUGUUUUAGAUAAUAUUGAUUACGAGGUGUUGUUGGUCAACCGCAUGGUUGAUCCUGAGCUUCAGCGGUUGGAGAAAAGGGCAUAUGCAAUAUCAAAAGAAUCUCAUGUUUCUAGACAUGGUUUAGUUUUAAGUGGCUUGAUCCAGAACAUUGCUAAUAUUGUUGUUGAUAGAAUGGGUGGCCCAGUUGGUGAUGCCAAUGAAAUGUUGAGAAGGUGGGUUGUGCGGAGGUAUGAAUUGAGGAGUUCAAUGAACACUAUCAUACUUCCCCUUGGAUGCCUUGAUGUUGGACUUUCACGCCACAGAGCCUUGCUCUUUAAGGUAUUAGCUGAUACGAUUAAUCUUCCAUGUAUGCUGGUCAAAGGGAGUUAUUACACUGGUACUGAUGAUGGAGCUGUGAACUUAAUUAAACUUGAAAACGGAAGUGAAUAUAUUAUUGAUCUGAUGGGGGCUCCUGGCACACUAAUUCCUGCUGAGGUACCCAGUAGUCAGCUCCAAAAUUCUUUCCUUGGUAUGAGGAGCUUUUCAGAUGUGAAAGUGAUGCCCACUGGUCCAAGAUUUCUUCGUGCUGGAGGAAUUGGACCACUAGCGGUUUCCAAAGUAGGAAGUUCAAGGUCAGAUGAAGUAUCAUAUGGAGACUCUGGGUCAAAAGAUAAUGAGAGGACCCUUCUUGGAGAAAAUCCAAUUGUGAGAUGUGAGAAUGAGUUUGGUAAGCCUCUACCAUCUCCACAUAGAUCAUCUCAAACUUCACUUGGCACUUGUGGAAAAACAUCGUUGGCACAGAAAAAGAAAGUAAAAAAUGUAUCAAAAUAUGUCAUCAGUGCAGCAAAGGACCCGGAAUUUGCACAGAAACUGCAUGCUGUCUUGUUAGAAAGUGGUGCUUCACCUCCUCCAGAUUUAUUUCUGGAUAUAAGUUCACAGGAUCUUGAUGAAGGCAAAGUGCUUGGUCGAAUCCAAGCAGUAGAUCAGGAAAUUGCAUCUGACGGAGUGCAUAUAAACACAGAUAACUUAAGGUCAAGUCUUGAGAGAUCUCUCAUACCUUUUUCUGGAGGGGAGAAUUCUAACUAUGUUAGUGUGGAUAACAUGAAAAAACGAGCUCCUAUGGUUUUAGCUGACAAGCAAAAUGAAUUGGAGAUAAUUUCCAAUAAGUCUAAAUUUGCUCUAACUUCUGAUACUCUUAGCGAGGGAUUUAUGCUUCUUGUUAAUGAACCUAGUGAAAUGACCCAGACUGAUGCUGUAAAUAUAGAUAUGGCUUCUUCUGAUCCAUCAAAUAUGUACACACGAUCUUCACAGGAAGAACAGUUUAACAAACCUGCCAUGCCUUCUCAAGUCAACUCUGGUCAAAGACAUCUUGAAAAUGCCUAUGUCAAUGAUGAUAACAUGAUUGUGAUGGAAAGAGUUGAUAAUGGCUUUGUUAUUGGUUCUUCUGGUCAAAGUGAGGGAAUUAACCCAGUGCUGGGGGAAGCUGCAGAGUGGGAAAUUCCAUGGGAGGAUCUUCGGAUUGGUGAGCGCAUUGGUAUUGGUUCAUAUGGUGAGGUUUAUCAUGCGGAAUGGAAUGGCACUGAAGUUGCUGUGAAGAAGUUUCUAGACCAAGGAUUUUCUGGUGAAGCAUUGCUUCAGUUUAAAUGUGAAGUUGAAAUCAUGUUAAGACUGAGACAUCCAAAUGUUGUUCUUUUCAUGGGGGCAGUUACUCGGCCCCCACAUUUCUCUAUACUGACAGAGUUUCUUCCCAGGGGGAGUUUAUAUAGAUUACUGCAUCGCCCUAAUUCUCAACUUGAUGAAAAAAGGCGAAUGAAAAUGGCACAUGAUGUGGCCAAGGGAAUGAAUUACCUUCAUACUAGCCAUCCUACUAUUGUGCAUCGAGAUCUGAAGUCUCCAAAUCUCCUUGUUGAUAGAAACUGGGUUGUUAAGGUUUGUGAUUUUGGUUUGUCACGCAUGAAGCACCACACAUUUCUGUCUUCAAAGUCUACUGCUGGAACGCCUGAAUGGAUGGCACCUGAGGUCUUAAGAAAUGAACCAGCCAAUGAGAAGUGUGAUGUGUACAGUUUUGGUGUGAUAUUAUGGGAAUUGGCUACCUGCCGUAUCCCAUGGAAAGGCUUGAACCCCAUGCAGGUUGUUGGAGCUGUUGGGUUCCAGAAUAGGCGUCUUGAAAUUCCAGAAGAGGUUGAUCCAGUGGUAGCCCAGAUAAUGUAUGAUUGUUGGCAAACGGAGCCAAAUUUACGACCCUCUUUCUCGGAACUCAUGCUCCGCCUCCGACAUCUUCAACGUCUAGUUGUUGAAAGAUCCAAUUCCACAAAUGAACGAUAAAGUAACCAGGAAACACAAUUGUAAUAAUAGUUGGAAGUUGUCCCUGGGCUCGAAGAGCCAGGGAGUUUUUCACUUUAAUGCAAAGAAAAAGAGAGAAUGCUGGAUUGGAAGUGUUGGCUCAUUCAAAGUGGGGGCAUGGCACAACCUAUUCAGGACAGAGUGGAGACCCUCCAAACUGAACAGCUGCAUAAGUGCAGUGGAGGGUACCAUUGAAGAUUAAUCUUUUACAAGAAUUACUGAAUUAGUAGGUAGUUGUAAGAAAUUUCAAGGAAAAAGAAAAAGGAAAAAGGAAAAAGAAAAGAAAAGAAUAAAUUUGUCAUUUAUGUUAUCUGUAGAGGUCUUGUUUCGGAAUUGUAAACACUUGAUCGCUGCAGGUUAUUGUGAAAAUUGUGAAAAUUACCCCCAAAAAAGGAAAAAUGAAAGAAAGAAAUUGUGCACACUCAA